UCCAGCAGCCAGUUUCAGUCUGUCAGCCUUUGUUUCUGCAGGAUGUGUCGCAGCUGCUUCCCACGCAGAUAAAAUUGUUGUAUUUCAGAUGAGAUGCAAACUCACUUCCUACAGCCUGCUCAGACCCCGACCCCUAUGAUGAUCCACGCAAAUUCAAACUGACACAUAGCUGGCAUGUUUCACAUGAAAGAACCAGAAGCUCUUAAUCGUACAUUAAUCGUUUAAAAAGCCGAAGCCGACUGGAUGUCGUUUAACAGUUUGCUGAAGAGCGCAGAUAAGUUUCGCCCUGCAAGAACAGGAAGCGAGAGAAAGAGCGCCACUGACACAGAAGUGAAACCUGCGCCGGGGAAGCUUCAGUCCCACGAUGUCAUCCAGCUGCUGGUGAAGUGAAGGAAUGGAGAGCCCGUCCUCCACAGCGAGGCGGCGCGCCUGGAUCAACAGCAGUCGACAAUGGCCCACCGUGGAGGAACUUGACCCCGAAGGGCCGUUGUGCAGCCUCCCGUCUGUCUCUAUAGCAGAUGAUGAUGUCUUUUCGGAUGGAUGCGUCACAGGAAAGAUUGCCAACUGGCUCCUGGACUGUGGGUCAGAGGCCUGCUCACAGAACACCGGUCAGCUGAGCUUUGAGUCUGUGCUCAAAGCCAACAACUUUGAUGAUGACCUGAGUCUCGGUGCUGAUGCUUCUGAGUUAAAUGGUGGAGAAAUUACAUGUGAAGAUGGCCUCACACAGCAUUCCUCCUCUAGACCGCGUCAUGGCCGACUCACUAGCAGCCCUCAUCCAGGACUAUGUCUGCCAUCGCUGAACUUGGGACACAGCAUGGCCUCCAGCUGCAUCUCCACUUCCACCUAUAAAACUACAUCAAGUAUAUCAGAGGUCCUGCAGAUGUGUUCAGAGGAUGCAGAGGAGACGUUGUACGAGCUUGGUUUUGGUUGCGAUGAGCCACAGGUCACUGUUCGCAUCCCCACUCGCUUCUUCACCUUCCCCUCUCAGGCUCAGGGCAUUAACUUCCGCCUCUUCCUGGACUCACAGAUAUGGCGGAUACGAGAAGAAGACCCCAGCCUCUCUCUUGCUAGUCGUUUCAGACAAGUUCAAGUGCUCACGGCAAUGGCCAACGCUUUCUACUCCCUCUACUCCCAUGUGUCCCGCACCCCUCUUCAGAAACUGGCCACACCUGAGUUUAUCUUCUCUUCUCCUGUUGAGAGGUUUGAACGCUUUAGAAGCAGCGUUCGCAGCGAGCCGCGUUCUCCGGUGGACAGGCUGAAGGACACCGUCUCCAAGAUGUGUCUCUACACAGGCUCUCCUCGUGGAUCAGACUCCACCUCUCCGCAGCCUUCACCCAGGAAAAGGUCCAGCCUCCCUGAUGUUGUGUCUAUACUCCAGGAGAAAAUCAAAUCUGGACCAGUCAAGAAAUUGGAUUUGGGGGAAUAUAAUAGGAGUAAUUCAGCUGUGGAUGCUGGGCUAAUCAUGGAAGGGGAUAAAUCCUGUAAUGGUGGGAAAGAAGAGCAAACACAGCAGACUGUGGUUGACACCAACAUUCCUCAGAAUGGAAAUAAAAUCAGUAAACACGCAAACAAGGCUGAUGUCAAACUAACAGACCCUGACAACAGGACUCACAGCGUAAGAACAUCUCUAGCAUCAUCAUUAUCAGGAGAAACUGUGAUAGAAACAGAUCAUCAGUUUCUCUCAUGUCAGCCAGAGCUGGACUCAUGUUCCAUUCAAAGCGAUACAAGGACAGCUGAUGCGAAACGCAUUGUCAAAGCUACUUAUGAUCUAAUCUGCCCUCAGAUAGUUGAGAGUGUACACCAGGCACCUUUCUGCUCUCAAGAUACACAUAGUCUGAAAAAAAACACCUUACCUCCUAUCUCCCCUGAGACAGAAACCAUAGAUAUAUCAUGUUCUGGAUUACACAAACUCCAUAUACAAAAAGCUGCCUCUGAGCACGAUGAGGACUCAAGUGAUGUUACCUCUUCAGGGGAAGCCAAACAGGUGGAUGCUUCCAGAUCACUUCCUGUCCUAACCCCCAGUGGCUGCUAUACCCAAUACUACAUCACUGUGACGGGCUGGGAGGGGGACGGUGUCUCUUCCUGCUCCUUGAAUAUACCACAUUCCAGUCAUACUUCAGCUGUUCCACCUGUCCAGACAAGCGAAGAGUUAUCUGAGGAGGGGAGAAGCCGGUACCUAAAUCCAUUCACACACCAGGGCCUGCGGAAAUUCUCCACUAACCUACAGCAGGUUAACUCUUUUGAGCUGGAAGAGGUGCACAGUGCAGGAGAGGAAGAUGUUGGACAGUCAGAAGCUUUGAGAACACCGUUGUCCACAGAACGUCAGUACAAUGAAAAAGUUGUCCGGGACGACAGCAUCCAGUCAGACAGCAGUGGCUACGCGGACGAAGAAGUCAGUCCCUCAUCAGAUGGACACAAUAGAUGACAGAAAACCCAGAACUCUGUGUGAAAAGUAGGGUUUUCUCACCGAUGGACUUCUUCCUCCUCCUGCAUUGAAGCUCUGACUUUAUACAACUGAUGACUUGGAAAUCGAAUCCAGGCAAAGGCAGUAGUCAAACAGGCCCAGGACUAUGGUACUACAGUAUAAGAGACUUGGUCACAUGCAAAGAAUUACAUUUCAUGCAAAGAAUUCAUGCAAAGAACGUCACGUGCAAAGAAUUAUGUUUCUUCACAGUGCUCAUGCCGAGUACAGAAUAUUGUAAAUGCUUGCAUAUUUAAUACAUACAAGAUUUUUAUGAAACACUGUGUGGAUCGUAUUUGGACAGAAUGGUAAAUCACUCUGGAAU
Molecule: messenger RNA, 2786 nt
Organism: Monopterus albus (swamp eel)
Lineage: Eukaryota; Metazoa; Chordata; Actinopteri; Synbranchiformes; Synbranchidae
Gene: tespa1
Product: thymocyte expressed, positive selection associated 1
Exons: 12
Coding region: 395-2425 (676 amino acids)
Molecular function (GO): signaling receptor binding
Source: RefSeq, a predicted model, not a curated record